Molecule: messenger RNA, 1494 nt
Organism: Plenodomus lingam JN3
Lineage: Eukaryota; Fungi; Ascomycota; Dothideomycetes; Pleosporales; Leptosphaeriaceae
Source: RefSeq, a predicted model, not a curated record
AUGGGCCUUAGACAUCCUGAGCCCAAAGUCUCCGCAUUCAUCCCAUCUCAAUCUCACACUCAUCUCCGUCUCCUCUCUUAUCUCAAACAUUUACUCAAUAUGCCCAAGGCCGAUAGAGCUUCGUCAUCGCACCAUCGCAACUCCGUUUCGACCGUGUCAGCAGCUGGAGGAUCAGGCAGUCGAAGCUCGUCAUGGACACCCAAGGAUGAUGAGACGCUCACUCGAGCCAGAGCACAAGGAUUGAACUGGAACCAAAUUGGACCGAAGCACUUUCCCUCCAAAACACCCAAUGCGUGCCGUAAGAGGCAUGAGCGAUUGAUGGAGAGGCAGAACGCCGAGCAAUGGGACGGUGUCAAGCUGGACGUCCUGGCACAAGCCUACAUGGAAGUCCGCCGAGAUAUGUGGAGCAUUCUUGCGGCACGAGUCGGAGAGAAAUGGCAACUAGUCGAGACCAAGUGCAUGGAGAAGGGACUGAAAAACCUUACACAAGCAUACAGGUCUGCACAGAAGAAGCAGAAUGAUGGUACCUACCACGGCCAUGAAGACAGCGGAAUUAGCAUUUCUGACCUAGAGGAAGAACAUGAGGACCACCAUGCGGACUUGCCCACCGUGUCCGAGGCCCACUACUCGGCUUACCCUGUGGGAUACCCUUCGCAAUCACAACAACAGCGAGUACCCAGUAUUCAGUCCAUGCUGCAACCCAUGCAACAUCCAAUGCAGCCCAUGCAACAACACACGAUGCAGCAGCCGAUGCAGCAACCUAUCCAGCAUGCGAUGCAACCAUCACUACAGCAGCCUAUGCAACAACCUGUUUACAUUGACUCGAUGAUACCAAGGGAAACGCGAACAGCGCUCCCGCCUCCCAGCAAUCCUUCCAGGGGACCGUCCACACAGCAGCCCUCGCCAGGGACGAAGCAGCAUGACUGGACGCUGGAAUUUUCCAUCCUCGAGUGCGCCGAAUUUUUCUCCUGUUUUCAUUGCUGUUGCACUGGCCGAUUGAGCGAGAUGCGCGCCCCGCUGCUGCGCGUCCCGUAUACAGAUCCGUUUCCUGCACCGAGGAUUAUACCGGCUGGUGCGACGACGGCGAGGGCGGCUGUUGCUGCUUUGGUGGAGUUUUUGAAACCUUGUCUUGAGUCCUCAUCGACAUCGACAUCAGCGACCACAACACCGCAAUCCAACAUCUCCGCACCCCUCCAUCACACCCACAAUGCCCCCCGCAAAGCCCUGCUUCUCACCGGCGCAGGCAUCUCCGUCGCAUCCGGGCUAGCAGACUACAGAGGCACAAAUGGAACCUACACGCUGAACAAGAGCUAUCGACCCAUCUACUACAACGAGUUCUGCGACAGCCACGAGGCGCGGAAACGGUAUUGGGCCAGGAGUUUUCUGGGCUGGACGAAUUUGGAGAGAGCGAGGCCGAAUAGGGCACAUGCUGCUUGUGGGGAAUUGGGGGACAUGGGGGUCGUGGGACAUGUUGUUACUCAAAGUACGUUUUGA